AUGCCUACUCCUUUUUCCGUCGUCCCCGCGGUUUCCACCGCCACCUGUGCUGCAUCAGCUCUUAACCAGGUUGCCACAUACUAUGGUCAAGGUGCAUACCAACAGCGUCUGAGCACGUUCUGUGCUGAAACCUCGCUGGAUAUUAUCAACGUUGGCUUUGUCGAUGUUUUUCCAGACGUCGGCCUGACCGGAUGGCCUGAGACCAACUUUGGCAACCAGUGUGAUGGAUCCUUCUUUGUGAAUGGAGAUGAGACUAGUGGCCUCCUCGCCAAUUGCCAUCAGAUCAUGGAAGACAUCCCCCUCUGCCAGGAUGCUGGAAAGAAGGUCUUCUUGUCUUUGGGAGGAAGCGCUCCUGCGUCCGGUCAGUACAUUGCAAGCAAGGACUCGGCCGAUGAUUUUGCCGACUGGAUCUGGGGUGCCUUUGGUCCAGUCACGCCGGAAUGGACAGCUGAUGGUCUUCCACGUCCCUUUGGCGACGUCGUCUUUGACGGUUUCGACUUGGAUAUCGAAUGGGGUACAGGAUUUGGAUACGGUUACCUGGCGAAGCGCCUGCGCCACAACUAUGAUACCUACCGUGACAGCAACCCAGAAUCCAAGAACUUCUACCUCUCUGCCGCUCCUCAGUGUUACCUUCUCGGCAAUCUUCUCACCGAGGCCAUUAGCUAUGCUCCUUUUGACUAUAUCUGGGUUCAGUUCUACAACAACCCGUCGUGCUCCGCAAACCUUUAUGCCGACGGCCUCCCAGGAUUCAAUUUCGAUGACUGGGUGUCUAUUAUCACGAGCGGCGCUAACCCGGAUGCCAAGCUCUUUGUUGGAUUGCCAGCAGAAGAGUCGGAAGCAAUUAGUGGCUACUACAUUGAUUCGGAAAGCAUUGAGUCGCUGGUCAAUAAGUACAUGAACAAGCACCCCAAGACUUUUGGUGGCGUCAUGUUGUGGGAAGCGACUGGAUCAUAUAACAAUACCGAUUCCAAGGGAAAUGUCUUUUCCCAAAGUGUCAAAAACAUACUAGUUGAUGCCGCAGAUGCGUUGUGCCCGCCUCCACCUCCGCCUCCACCUACUUCCACUUCGACAUCUGUGACAUCCACGUCAACUUCUACUAGCUCGACUAGCACUUCAACGACCAGCUCCACAACCAGUUCUUCAACGUCGACAACAACUAGCACGUCCUCUACAAGUUCCACCACGACUAGUACAUCUACUACUAGCUCAACAUCGACCUCAACUACUACAAGUUCCUCGUCGGCAACUUCUACAACCUCUUCAACGCAUAUAGUCUCGCCAACUUCCCGCAGCUCAACUCCCACUCCGUCGUCACGCCCAGUGGUGUCCACCCGUGCCUCAUCAAGCGCCGUGAUCUCGUCCACAUCGACCUCGUCGGCCCCAACCCGAACACCUAGUCGCUCUGUGACCCCAUCAGUCCGCCCAUCCAGCACUGCUGUCAUUCCAAAUGGAUCCACGUCAACCGGCACGCAUAGCUGCUCUGGACACUCUUCAAGUACAGCCGUUGUUCCUGCUGGUUCAUCCACCCCAAUUAGACCAUCUAGCCGCCCUGUGACCAUAUCGCCAAGUGCGUCCUCUAGUGCCGUCAUUCCAGCGGUUUCCUCAACUUCAACAGGAUCAAUUAGCCUGACCGCGUCGGCGAGUGUUUCUACCUCUACUACGGUCGUCGUCCCAGGCGGACAAUCUUCGUCGACUGUCAUCUCCCAGAGCUCAUCUAUUGGUGGUCAAUCUUCAACUGGCUUAGCAGCCACAGGAUCCAGUUCAGGAUCUUUGUCCGCAACUUCGGGACUAUCUGCACCGGGUAGCGGGAUCACGACUGCCCCUGUAACUGCCACUGCAACUGCCACCAAGACCGAGUCUUCUUCUUUGACCACCACAAUUGUUACUACUACAUAUGUCUACAUUUGCCCGACUGGGUUGGCUACCAGCACUAUCACCUAUACCGAGACAUUCUGCCCCUGCACCGCUACAGGCCACGCUUCUACCGCCUUGCCGUCUGGAUGGACUACCACUGUCACUGUCUGUACUGUGUGUGGGCCAAAGUCGACAACAGUGACACUUACUAUUCCGGCUGAAGUGACCGCAACUGCAACUGCAACUGCUGUACCAGGUUCUGGUUCCUCUGGUUCCUCUGGUUCCUCUGGCUCCUCUGGUUCCUCUGGCUCCUCUGGUUCCUCUGGCUCCUCUGGCUCCUCUGGCUCCUCUGGCUCCUCUGGCUCCUCUGGCUCCUCUGGCUCCUCUGGCUCCUCUGGCUCCUCUGGCUCCUCUGGCUCCUCUGGCUCCUCUGGCUCCUCCCCGGUACCUGGGUCCGGUUCUGGGUCCACUCCGGGAUCUGGCUCUCCAGGCUACUCCAAACCUGGCAGCGGUGGUAGCAUCGUUUCCGGGGUAGCUAAGCCGAGUGGACGCAUCUCAUCUUCAACCAUGAUCGUUUACCCCGUACAACCGACCGCAAGCUCCACUCAGACCGGCCUCAGCCCAGUCUUCACGGGCGCAGCCAGUCGCGCAAACCUUGCUCCAUUCUGUGGGAUGCUUGCACUUGUUGCUUCUCUUCUAUUCAUGCUUUAA
This is a messenger RNA of Talaromyces rugulosus, 2565 nucleotides long. RefSeq lists its product as uncharacterized. Gene Ontology annotation, biological process: carbohydrate metabolic process. Gene Ontology annotation, molecular function: chitinase activity. The transcript is spliced from 3 exons. The record is from RefSeq and is a predicted model, not a curated record. Lineage: Eukaryota; Fungi; Ascomycota; Eurotiomycetes; Eurotiales; Trichocomaceae. The coding region runs from base 1 to 2565 and encodes 854 amino acids. Gene Ontology annotation, cellular component: extracellular region.